GCAGGAUGCGGAAAAAUGAUGAUUAAUGGGAGCAAUAAAAAAAUAGUAUCAAACUCAUUAAAAAGUGCUAAAAUAUUUUUCCCUGCGUAUUGUAAAGAAGUUUGUCUGUUUGGGUAUUGUUUCGGAAAUUAUUUUGUAAAUUCACAGCCCUUGUCUAAUCUACCGACGGCGAUCGAAGCUCUUUUUUCUUCAAAGGCAGUGCCCGUCAAACUGACUGGUUCUUCCGGGUCCACAUUCAACGGUCCUUUCACGCACUCGCAUGGCAAGAUGAUCGCGGCAGGAGCUAAAAUUUUGAAGCCGGGUGGCGCUGAGCCCGAUGCCUUCGAGGUGUCCAUCUCCCAGGCUCUCAUGGAGCUGGAGAUGAACAGCGACCUGAAGGCACAGCUGCGUGAGCUGCAUAUUACUAAGGCCAAGGAAAUUGAGCUGAAUGGCAAGAAGUCCAUCAUCAUCUAUGUGCCAAUUCCUCAGCUGAAGCUCUUCCAGAAAAUCCAAACUAGGUUGGUCCGUGAGCUUGAAAAGAAAUUCAGCGGCAAGCACGUUGUCUUUGUUGGUGAGAGGAAAAUUUUGCCCAAGCCCACCCGUAAGACUCGUACUCAAAACAAGCAGAAGCGGCCCAGGAGCCGGACCCUCACUGCUGUGUAUGAUUCCAUCCUUGAGGACCUGGUUUUCCCUGCUGAAAUCGUCGGAAAGCGCAUCAGGGUCAAGCUUGACGGAUCACAGCUCAUUAAGGUUCAUCUGGACAAGAAUCAGCAGACAAAUAUUGAACACAAGGUUGACACCUUUGCCUCAGUUUACAAGAAACUGACUGGAAGGGAAGUGUCAUUCGAGUUCCCAGAACCCUACUUGUAAAUGUUUCCAACCUAUUAAAUUGAUACAAAAAAAUAAAAACAAUCUUAUUUCUGUC
This is a messenger RNA of Thrips palmi, 904 nucleotides long. RefSeq names its product 40S ribosomal protein S7 (gene RpS7). The coding region runs from base 16 to 849 and encodes 277 amino acids. The transcript has 5 exons. Gene Ontology annotation, molecular function: structural constituent of ribosome. NCBI's taxonomy places the organism in Eukaryota, Metazoa, Arthropoda, Insecta, Thysanoptera, Thripidae. The record is from RefSeq and is a predicted model, not a curated record. Gene Ontology annotation, biological process: ribosomal small subunit biogenesis; translation; rRNA processing. Gene Ontology annotation, cellular component: 90S preribosome; cytosolic small ribosomal subunit; ribosome.